CUAUCACCGAUCACGGAAAGAGCCGAAGAUGUCGGCUCAGUCAUGUGAUCAGCUGUGUCCAAUCACAACUGAUCACUGAUGAUCAGUGUAGCCCCAGCAGUACCACCUGUCAGUGUCCAUCAGUGCCUUGUGUCAGUGCCUACCAGUGCACAUCAAUGCCACAUAUCAGUGCCAUGUGACCUGCCUUUCAGUGUCACCCAUCAAUGCCUAUCAGUGUCCAUCACUGCAGCCUCAUUAGCGCACAUCAGUGAAGGAGAAAAAUCACUUAUUUACAAAAUUUUAUAACAAAAACUAAGAAACUUUUUUUUUUUCAAAAUUUUCAGUGGUUUUUGGUUU
This is a messenger RNA of Staurois parvus, 336 nucleotides long. The record is from the annotation of a GenBank genome assembly. Lineage: Eukaryota; Metazoa; Chordata; Amphibia; Anura; Ranidae.